AUGUUUUUUUUUACAUGGGAUCCUUUUGCAGCAAUGCGUAGUGGAAGAACAACAACUUCUUUAAUUAAAGUUUCAGCAAAUUCAUUUACAGAUGAUGUUGAACGACAAAUUCAAAUUUAUGAGAAUAAAUCGUAUAAUUUAUCUGAAGACAAUAAUCCAUUGUUAUUUUGGCGUGAACAACAACAAACUUUGCCAAUUCUAUCCAAUAUUGCGAAAUCUGUAUUUGUUAUACAAGCGUCCUCAGCAGAAUCUGAGCGAAAUUUCUCAAUAGCUGGACAAAUUGUUCCAGAAGAAAGAUCCCAAUUGGAUCCUGAAUGUGUAGAAUCAGUGGUGAUAUUAAAAGAAGCAUUGUUAAACAAGAUGUGGCCUACACCAAACUACUACUACUAA
Messenger RNA from Rotaria sordida, 390 nucleotides. Lineage: Eukaryota; Metazoa; Rotifera; Eurotatoria; Philodinida; Philodinidae. The record is from the annotation of a GenBank genome assembly.